Pteropus alecto (black flying fox) is the source of this 2883-nucleotide messenger RNA. It is a transcript of the gene FNTB, whose product is annotated as farnesyltransferase, CAAX box, beta. The record is from RefSeq and is a predicted model, not a curated record. The transcript has 12 exons. Gene Ontology annotation, biological process: protein farnesylation. Gene Ontology annotation, molecular function: protein farnesyltransferase activity. Lineage: Eukaryota; Metazoa; Chordata; Mammalia; Chiroptera; Pteropodidae. Bases 238 to 1551 code for a protein of 437 amino acids. Gene Ontology annotation, cellular component: protein farnesyltransferase complex.
CAUCCUUCCUUGCACUCCAGGAAACUGAGCCUCUUGCAGCAGCUCCUCUGACCGGUGGGGGGCGGCAGUAUACCAGUAACUCACUCCCUGAAUAUAUGUGUAGGUAGGAGAGAGAUUCGCGUUUAAAAUCUUUUUGACUCUAAUAGCUCUCCGUAGCGCUUUAGCCCGCUCGAGUUUCAAUGCGCGUUGUUGUUGGACGAAGCUGAGUCCUAUACACCGACCGCUGCUCUCCUGGUCAUGGCUUCUCCGAGUUCCUUCACUUACUGUUGUCCUCCAUCUUCCUCCCCUGUCUGGUCAGAGCCUCUGUACAGUCUGAGGCCCGAGCACGCGCGGGAGCGGUUGCAGGACGACUCGGUGGAAACAGUCACGUCCAUAGAACAGGCAAAAGUAGAAGAAAAGAUCCAAGAGGCCUUCAGUUCUUACAAGUUCAACCACUUUGUACCAAGGCUCAUUUUGCAGAGGGAGAAGCACUUCCAUUACCUGAAAAGAGGCCUUCGACAGCUGACAGAUGCCUAUGAGUGUCUGGAUGCCAGCCGCCCAUGGCUCUGCUAUUGGAUCCUGCACAGCUUGGAACUGCUAGAUGAACCCAUCCCCCAGAUGGUGGCAACAGAUGUGUGCCAUUUCCUGGAGCUGUGUCAAAGUCCAGAAGGCGGCUUUGGAGGAGGCCCUGGCCAAUACCCACACCUUGCACCCACAUACGCAGCAGUCAAUGCACUAUGCAUCAUUGGCACCGAGGAGGCCUAUGACAUCAUUAACAGAGAGAAGCUUCUUCAGUAUUUGUACUCGCUAAAGCAACCCGAUGGCUCUUUUCUCAUGCACGUUGGAGGUGAGGUGGAUGUGAGAAGUGCAUACUGUGCCGCCUCGGUAGCUUCUCUGACCAACAUCAUCACCCCAGACCUCUUUGAGGGCACUGCUGAGUGGAUAGCAAGGUGUCAGAAUUGGGAAGGGGGAAUUGGUGGCGUGCCAGGGAUGGAAGCCCAUGGUGGCUAUACUUUCUGUGGCCUGGCUGCACUGGUCAUCCUCAAGAAGGAACGUUCCUUAAACUUGAAGAGCUUAUUGCAAUGGGUGACAAGCCGGCAGAUGCGGUUCGAAGGUGGAUUUCAGGGCCGCUGCAACAAGCUGGUGGACGGCUGCUACUCCUUCUGGCAGGCGGGACUCCUGCCCCUGCUCCAUCGUGCACUACACGCUCAAGGUGACCCUGCCCUCAGCAUGAGCCACUGGAUGUUUCACCAGCAGGCCCUGCAGGAGUACAUUCUUAUGUGCUGCCAGUGCCCCGCUGGGGGGCUUCUGGAUAAACCUGGCAAGUCUCGGGACUUCUACCACACCUGCUACUGUCUGAGCGGCCUGUCUAUAGCUCAGCACUUCGGCAGUGGAGCCAUGUUGCACGAUGUGGUCCUGGGUGUGCCUGAAAAUGCUCUGCAGCCCACUCACCCUGUGUACAAUAUUGGACCAGAUAAAGUGAUCCAGGCCACCAUGCACUUUCUGCAGAAGCCGGUCCCAGGCUUCGAGGAGCAUGAGGAUGAGGCGACAGCAGGACCUUCCACUGACUAGAGGACAUGGGGUCCCAAGUCUCUGUGUUCAUCACAGCUCAGUGUUCACCUGUUCAGACUAAGGUUUAUAUGUUUCGAUAUAUACUGCAUUCUCUGCUGCACAGGCCUUGGCCACUGUGGAGCUGUGGUUGUCCUUUCUUGUCAAACAAAGCAGAAAUGAUGGCUUUAGAUUUGGAGAACACAAUGGCAUGGUUUUAAAAAAAUUCUUCCCACUCCUGUCAAACCAAAAAUCCAUUAGCCCAUGCAGCAUUUAAACCCGGCUCGGGCCUGGCCAGGGUUGGCUGGGAAACAGUGCAUGCUGAGAAGCAGCCCCUCCCCACCAGCUCUCCAGCUGGGACAGCCCUAGUGAAAUGAAUGACACCCGCGAGCCACUGCUGCGAUCCCCACUUGCACGCCACCAUUAAGAUGCCAGGAAGGUACCUUUCCAUGGGCGGAAAUAAAUCUGCUCCAUGCCAAGGGAGGGGCUUUGGGUCCCACCAGAAUGAAUUUUCCAGAAAAAAACGUGGUGGGGCUUCAAUAGGAGGUGCCCAAGGCUCUCACCUCCCAUCCUGGUCAUUUGCAGGGGAAGGGAUCUGGAUAGGGGAGAGAGGUCUGCGUAUGAGUCCUUCCCUUUCUGCCCUGGAGAGCCGAGCCACAUGUCUCUCCAAGGCCACACGUGGAGCACAGGCAGGAUUUGCUUCAGCCCCAGGUGUGGGAAACUAAUUAUGAGUGGACGAGGAAGCAGCUCCAGGGCCCACGCCCUCACCCUGCCUCAUCAUGUACCGUGAAAAACCCCUCUGAUGGCCUCACGGCAGCGCCUGCAGCCCGUGGCCAAUCUGUGUUUCCAUCUUUCUUCCACCAGACCCCCAGCCUGCCCUCAAAGACAGUGUUGUCUUCUCUCACCCAGAGUAUUAACACUACUAACUCUUUCACCUUAAUUUCUGACUCAGGAUUUAUUCACAUCCUACCCAUGCCAGGCUCAGAAAUAAAAUCAAUUGCUGGACCAGCUGGCUGCUGCUAAGGCAGUAGCUAUGUAAACCUGGCUGUGGCAGGGCUGAGUGCUGCCUGGUGUGUUCAGCCUGGCAGGGCUUCUGCUGCUCACACAGAACCCUUUAUCUGUCAGCGGGGUGUUAUUUGGUCAUCUGUCCACUGCUACGGGCCCAGCAAGCUCCAUGCCGCUGACUGGGCUUUCACGUCAGCAGCCAUGGGCUGUGGGCAGAUGGGAGCUCAGAGAUGCAGCAUAAGGCUCUUCUCAAAAACUCUGGCCAUUUGCUGCCUCUAAUUCCCUAUUGCUUUGGCAUACUGGACUAUGUAUUACCUCCUUAAAAUAAUAAAAGAAUAACAUUUUCUAUGA